AUGACCCAGAGAAGAAUGGCCUUAGGCAAUGACUCUUCAGUGAAGGAAUUCAUCCUGCUGGGCUUGACACAGGAGCCAGAGCUGCAGCUGCCUCUAUUUUUCCUCUUUUUGGGAAUCUAUGUGAUCUCCACAUUGGGGAACCUGGGCUUGAUGGUUCUGAUUGUUUUGAAUCCUCACCUGCACACCCCCAUGUACUACUUUCUCUUCAACCUUUCCUUCAUUGAUUCCUGCUCCUCUUCUCUCAUAACCCCUCAAAUCAUGGUGAGUUUUGUGAAGCAGAACAUCAUCUCCCAUGCUGAGUGCAUGGCUCAGCUCUUUUUUUUUGCCUUCUUUAUUAUUGAUGAAUGCUACAUUUUGACAGCCAUGGCCUAUGACAGAUAUGCUGCCAUCUGUAAACCCUUGCUUUACCAGGUGACCAUGUCCCAUCAGGCCUGCAAUUUGAUGCUUGUGGGUGUGUAUGUGAUCGGGUUUGUGGGAGCCAUGAUCCAUACUGGCAGUGUAUUAAGUCUAACCUUCUGUGAUGGCAACAUCAUCAAUCACUAUGUGUGUGAUGUAGUUCCUCUCCGGAAGCUCUCUUGCACAAAUACUGCCACCAAUGAGCUGGUGGUUUUCAUUGUUGUUAGUAUCAAUGUCAUAGUGCCCACCCUGGCCAUAUUUAUUUCUUACACCUUGAUACUCUUCAACAUCCUUGGCAUCCGUUCUGCAGAGGGUAGGUCAAAAGCCUUCAGUACCUGUGGCUCCCAUGUAAUAGCGGUUUCUCUUUUCUUUGGAGCCUCAUCAUUCAUGUAUCUGAAGCCGACUAGUUCAUCUGUGGAUGAUGAUAAAGUAGCUACCAUUUUUUAUACCAUUAUGGGCUCAAUGCUGAAUCCUCUCAUCUACAGUUUAAGAAAUAAGGAUGUUCACAUUGCACUGAGAAAAACUUUGAAGAAAAGGAUUUUUACCUAAGUAGAAUCUGUAUUUGUUCUGUAAGUAAAUCUUAGGACCUGUGAAGCAUAGGACUGGAAGAGUUGCUAAUUUGUAGAGCAUUUGUUUCUUUGUGUGAGGUCCUGGAUUUGACCCACUGUUUUCAAAAUCUUCAAUGAAAACAACAAC
This is a messenger RNA of Peromyscus leucopus (white-footed mouse), 1092 nucleotides long. RefSeq names its product olfactory receptor 145-like. The coding region runs from base 1 to 945 and encodes 314 amino acids. NCBI's taxonomy places the organism in Eukaryota, Metazoa, Chordata, Mammalia, Rodentia, Cricetidae. Gene Ontology annotation, molecular function: G protein-coupled receptor activity; olfactory receptor activity; odorant binding. The transcript has a single exon. Gene Ontology annotation, biological process: G protein-coupled receptor signaling pathway; sensory perception of smell. The record is from RefSeq and is a predicted model, not a curated record. Gene Ontology annotation, cellular component: membrane.